Rosa rugosa (rugosa rose) is the source of this 1371-nucleotide messenger RNA. Its product is annotated as omega-amidase, chloroplastic. Bases 44 to 1204 code for a protein of 386 amino acids. NCBI's taxonomy places the organism in Eukaryota, Viridiplantae, Streptophyta, Magnoliopsida, Rosales, Rosaceae. Gene Ontology annotation, cellular component: mitochondrion. Gene Ontology annotation, biological process: oxaloacetate metabolic process; L-glutamine metabolic process. The transcript has 10 exons. The record is from RefSeq and is a predicted model, not a curated record. Gene Ontology annotation, molecular function: omega-amidase activity.
GUGGAAGUAGAAACAAAAUCCACAGAAAGCGAAGUGAAGUGAAAUGAAAGCAGCACUAUCCACUCUGAUCAGCUCCAGGACUCUGAGCCCUCCCCCCUCUCCUUCUUCUGCUUCUUCUUCUUCUUUCGCUCGCUCCAUUUGGCUUCAACCAAAGACCCUCUCCAACUCACCCUCCUUCAUUACCCCUAUACCCUCCAAGACCCUCACCACCAACAAUUACUCCCGUCUCCGUCUCCGUCUCAAUCAUCGCAAGUCCCUCACCGCUAAUUUCUCGUCGAUAAUGGCCUCCGCUUACAAGCCCGAAGAAGCCAGGGUCCCACCUGCCCUUCCCUUGCCCACUCCUCCCGUCAACAAGUUUAAGAUUGGACUGUGCCAAUUGUCGGUGACGGCCGAUAAGGAGAGGAACAUUGCUCAUGCUCGCAAGGCCAUCGAGCAGGCUGUCGAAAAGGGUGCUCAGCUGGUUCUCCUACCUGAAAUAUGGAAUGGCCCGUAUUCAAAUGAUAGCUUCCCAGUGUUUGCUGAGGAUAUUGACGCUGGUGGUGAUGCAUCUCCUUCGACAGCCAUGCUUUCUGAAGUUGCUCAGCGCCUGAAAAUCACCAUUGUUGGUGGAUCUAUAUCAGAGCGUUCUGGUGAUCAGCUGUACAAUACUUGUUGUGUCUUUGGUACUGAUGGAAAGCUGAAAGCUAAACAUAGGAAGAUACACCUCUUUGAUAUUGAUAUCCCUGGGAAGAUUACCUUUAUUGAAUCAAAGACUCUUACAGCAGGGCAAACUCCUACCAUUGUGGACACAGAAGUUGGGCGUAUUGGCAUAGGCAUUUGUUAUGACAUUAGGUUCCAGGAACUAGCUAUGAUCUAUGGAGCAAGAGGUGCUCACUUGAUAUGCUAUCCUGGGGCUUUUAACAUGACCACUGGGCCAUUGCAUUGGGAAUUGUUGCAGAGAGCAAGGGCUACAGAUAACCAGCUAUAUGUGGCAACUUGUUCACCUGCUCGAGAUGCCGGAGCUGGUUAUGUGGCAUGGGGCCACUCCACCCUUGUCGGACCAUUUGGAGAAGUGCUGGCAACUACAGAACAUGAAGAGGCAAUUAUCAUAGCUGAGGUUGAUUAUUCACUCCUUGAGCUUAGAAGAACAAAUCUCCCUUUACUGAAGCAGCGGCGAGGAGAUCUUUACCAGUUGGUAGAUGUUCAGAGGUUGAAUUCUAAAUGAUUGUCAAAGACUUAUUACACACAAAGCGAGUGCUAGUGAGAAAUGUUUGUGAAUGUACCAAGUAAUGGAAAUAAUGAGACCAUUUGAUUAUGGAAUACUGAAACUAAUGUGACUGUAUUUCGCAUAUUGAAGUUUAUAAUUAUUUGGAUAUUGAAGGUUUGAGCAAA